AUGGCAACACCGGUUCUCAAUUAUGUCAGGGUGUUCCUGGCCCUCGUCUUCUCCAUUUUCUUGUUACAAGCCACUGCUACUCCUAUCCAUGGUGAGAAUGGAACGGUGCCAGAACGAAGCUCGAAAAUCCUCGGAGAGCAAUACCCCAAUUUGCUUGGAAAGAGAGCUAGGUUCGAUGUUAAUCGUCGUAGUUGCUCAUCUGAGCAAGUGGCCUUAUUGGACGUUGCGAAGGGAGAUGCAAUUGCAGCAAUUAGCCGGACGAUUGAGCGCACAAGGGACCUUCUUUCAAUACUUGAAACUAAGCCAACUAAGAAGAGUAAAUUCCAAGGCUCGAAUUAUGUAGCACUCGCAACAUUUGAAGUCUUCUUUGGCGGGGUAUACUUUAGGGACGAGAAAAAGGACGCGCCUGGCCGUGCGAGAGUGAAAAGGGUUUUAGAUUUUGCGGAAAGACUUUUGGGUGGCAUUACUGUGUCUACAGAUUCCCUUGUCUCGAUCUGGUGCGGUGAUGAUUGGCUACUUGACGAAGCACCAGAGGGCCACAAGAAGCUGAAGAAAGGUUAUGUUUGGAUUGACCUCCCCGCAGAGAUUGGAGGCCAAAAGAAGCUAAAGGCUGGCGGUUGUAACCAGAACAAAAGAGCCCUGGGAAUCACGACUGUGCUGGACGGCGCCGAUGUUCUGACAUAUUGUCCACUCCUAUUCUCAUCGAUGAACGAACCAAAAUAUAAGAAAUACAAUCCGUCUUUGAGGUCGCUUGUUGACACCAGAUUUCCCGAAAAAAACAUGAAUCUGGAGGAAUUUGGUCUCGGAAAUCCUGUCGUGACCACAAUCCAUGAGUUCAGCCAUUGUAGGCAGAUAGUUGGAGAUUUAAGACUAGUUGAUGUGAUUGUUCCCGAUACCACGGAAGCGGCAUAUGACUGGGAUUUGGUGAAAUUACUAGCAGAAAAAGACAGCGAUUUGGCCUUGAACAAUGCGGAUACUUUUGCCCUCUACGCAGUUGCAAUGUACUUGGAGAAGAACGCCUGGUUCAAGGGAUAUUCCGACAAACCACCAAAGUGA
This is a messenger RNA of Microsporum canis CBS 113480, 1056 nucleotides long. RefSeq lists its product as uncharacterized. Gene Ontology annotation, molecular function: metalloendopeptidase activity. The coding region runs from base 1 to 1056 and encodes 351 amino acids. The record is from RefSeq and is a predicted model, not a curated record. NCBI's taxonomy places the organism in Eukaryota, Fungi, Ascomycota, Eurotiomycetes, Onygenales, Arthrodermataceae. The transcript is spliced from 7 exons.